This is a messenger RNA of Filobasidium floriforme, 642 nucleotides long. RefSeq lists its product as uncharacterized. The transcript is spliced from 7 exons. The coding region runs from base 146 to 559 and encodes 137 amino acids. NCBI's taxonomy places the organism in Eukaryota, Fungi, Basidiomycota, Tremellomycetes, Filobasidiales, Filobasidiaceae. The record is from RefSeq and is a predicted model, not a curated record.
GAAACGAUGAUGAUAUCAUCACGAGCGGUUGUUCCGAUUCGCAUAUCGCACAACUCUCUGCUAUUUUCUUGCUGCUGACUCCUUACGUAGACUGACCACGCACUCAAGUAAUCUUCAAUCCAACAGUGAUCAGAGUCGAUAUAAUAUGCCUUGGCAAAAAACCUUCACCCUCUCUCGACAAGCCAAAGGCUGCCACCUCGUCACUCGAGAGGUAGAGAACCAUAUCAAAGAAGGAUUAUCGGGAACCAAGAUCGGGAUCUUGCACCUUUUCAUCAAGCAUACCAGCGCUGGGUUGACGAUCAACGAGAACUAUGAUUCGGACGUAAGAAAGGAUAUGGACAUGGCGCUGGACACCAUCGUUCCUGAAUCAUUACCUUGGAAGCACGUGGACGAGGGCCCAGAUGACUCAGUCUCACAUACCAAAGCUACCAUUGUGGGCUCAUCAGUGACGAUCCCCAUCACCGACGGUCGUCUCAACUUGGGUACAUGGCAGGGUAUCUACUUGACCGAAUUCAGGCAUCAUCCUCACAGCCGUAGCGUCGUCGCGACCAUCACGUAAGUUGAGCGGAUCUAUUCAAGCUAGAUUCCGACUUUGACUGAACGAAUUCAUGUUCUAUAGUCCUUGAAUGUGGUGCUAAGCAG